Molecule: messenger RNA, 745 nt
Organism: Caenorhabditis elegans
Lineage: Eukaryota; Metazoa; Nematoda; Chromadorea; Rhabditida; Rhabditidae
Gene: R12B2.3
Product: Ras-associating domain-containing protein
Exons: 6
Coding region: 38-700 (220 amino acids)
Source: RefSeq, marked reviewed
UUUGUAUUGUAUUUCUGAAAAAUUCACUCUACAAAUUAUGCAACCAUUAGACCUUUCGGGUAAGAGAUUAGUUCGACCAGAUGAUUCAAAUGGUACAAGAUCUUCCACUGAUGAUGUACAUUCGAUGUGCUCUCAGCUCUCAAAUCUGGGACCCCGAUCUCUUCCAAAUGCUCGUUCCCUUGGUAGCUCAACAUCUUCAAUUCUUCUGCUUCAUAAAACUUACAAGGAAACAUCGGCCCCGCCUCCAAAUCAAGUCGCAUUCAAAUCAGUCAUCUUGGCAAAUACCCAACUUGUGACGGAAUUCCUUCAAAACGGAGAGCUUCCAACUUUCAAAAAACAAAGCUCGCGGAGCACCAACAAUCCCUGGAGACGAUACGGUGCUCUACGCAAGAUUUGUGAAACCGGAGGUUUCGCUCCGAAUAGUGGAUCAAAGAAGGAGAGGAAGAAUCGAGAGACUUUAAUGGCGGUUAAGCAAAAUGUCAAAGUCCCAAUUGCACCAACAUCUGCUCAAAUGACAUUGAACAAAGUUAAGGAUCCGGGACCGUAUGAGAAUAAGCUGGCUCUGAAAGUUCCGAAGAAUACGACAGUCGAUGUGGCGGCUCAAAAUCUUGCCGAGCAAGUGAAGAUAUUCAUUCUUCAAUAUGGUGUUGAAUUGGUGGAUAAUGAACCGGAGAUCAAUCAAGGCGUUAAAUCGAAAUGAAAUAUUGAAAUUUGAUUAUUUGAAUAAAGUUGAAGAGCAACGAAA